ACAGAACGCUGGCCAGUCGCAAUGUCUCGGGGGUACGACUUGGAUGCUGACCUGGAGGUGGAUCUCCAGGGGGGGGACAGCCAUUCGGCGGCCACCACGGUCACGCUGGAGGAUCGUCCCGGCAAGCCUCAGGUGCGAUUCUUCAGCAUUGGACCCAGCAGCUACCAGGUGCGGUGUCCAUUGUGCCACCAAAAUUCCAAAACGGAAACAGUGGAGAUGACGGGAGCUUUGGGCCAGCUCAGUUGCCUUUUGUCCGCUCUGUCCUGCUGCUUUCCCAUCUUCGCCCUGACUUUCGUCUAUUCCUGUCUCCAGAGCCGUCUAAAGUCGAAACGUGUCUUCUGCAGCCGAUGCGGUGGUCACUUGGGCUUCCACUGGCGUCCCACUUAGGACUACCACUUAGUUAGCUCUCUAAAGUCAAUGCAAAUGAUCUAUAAAUAAACCGGCAGCUGUUGUCAAAUUUUUUAAUAAGAUA
Messenger RNA from Drosophila subpulchrella, 472 nucleotides. RefSeq lists its product as uncharacterized. Lineage: Eukaryota; Metazoa; Arthropoda; Insecta; Diptera; Drosophilidae. The record is from RefSeq and is a predicted model, not a curated record. The transcript has 2 exons. Gene Ontology annotation, molecular function: zinc ion binding. The coding region runs from base 22 to 387 and encodes 121 amino acids.